Periophthalmus magnuspinnatus is the source of this 4484-nucleotide messenger RNA. RefSeq names its product tripartite motif containing 8b (gene trim8b). The record is from RefSeq and is a predicted model, not a curated record. The transcript is spliced from 6 exons. Bases 1484 to 3223 code for a protein of 579 amino acids. Lineage: Eukaryota; Metazoa; Chordata; Actinopteri; Gobiiformes; Gobiidae.
CUGCAUUCCUCUCCGCUCCGAAGCCUGGCGGAGCGACAGAGAAAGAACCGAGGCCUCAACACAAACCUGCCCCACCGCCGCGCUGCUUUUCACGGCCUCAGCUCCGACUCGGCCCCGAACCAACCCCGGGCCUCCUCGCACCGCCGCCGCCUCCUCCCCGGGACACUCGGACUAAAGAUUACCCUGUCCAUGGACGCAAUUACGCACCGCUGUGGCUGAUCCAUCCUAAACCCACCAUCGCUUUGCAACCCACAGCUUUUUUUUCCUUUUUUUUUUCUACCAUUUUUCUAUUAUAUCCUGUGAGGAUUUUACAAGAUGGCUCCUGAAAUCGAGAAAUAGCCUCGCAGAGAAGACAAAUCGACGUCCUGUUUCUGGCACAGCGGGGGCAUAAUCGCGACUUUCUAUCAGCUACGCCUCGUAACAUGGCCAUUUCACCGAACAAUGUCCAAUCCGUGCGUUAAAACCUGCGAUAUCGGUCUCGGGUUGCGCUGGAGCGAUGGUGAGGUGACGUCUGUGGCCAAAUUACGCGUUUUAAGUGGAUUUACACGCCGCGGACGGGCCGUUAAACCCGAUCCACGCACGUAGAACACAGAUUUCAUGCUAAAACUGAGAUUAUAAUCGAUAAAUCCUGUGUUUUUUUCUUUGGAGAGCGGCGCGUAAACCAACAUUCCAGCGGAUGCCCGAUCGCCUUUGUUUUUUGUUUUUUGUGCGCAGGGACCGGACCGUGGACUCUUGGAACGAUUAUCUAUGCAGUAAAUAUCCCGAUAGCGCUGCGCUGGCUGUGGUUUGAUAGAAAAAAGAGAAACGCCAUUGUUUGGGGCCCUAAACAUAAACAGAAAAGUGCGCUAGGCCUCGGCUUCGCUCUCGCCUUUUUUCUUUCACUGUGGAGAUAUGCGAGACGUGCCACACUGCUGCAUUAUUACUAUUCAUGAACGCUGCGAGCAUUGGUGUUAGCACGUUUUUUGGCGUCUCUAGAUUGCGCAUUUUCGGCUCUGGAAAGCCUAAUCCUCGAGCAUUUAUUGGAUUUUGAGUGGACGGGGUGUGGGUGAAUGCGCACGGUUUUUACGCAGCGUUUUUUGGCUGGUUGUUUUUGUUUUUUUGACCCGGUUUAAUCGCUUGGUAACGCGGGGCUGCUCGGAUACGACGUCUCCAAAUGGUAACCCGAACUAAACGUGCUUAAAUUUGGACUGAAGUGCUCAUAGUUUUCCCGUAAAACGCUCGGUACUGUCGCCAUAAGCGUGACGGCCUGGGUGAGUCGAAAAGGAGGGCCGUUACGGGAAAUAGGAAGCGUCACCCACUCACGUACAGCGGAAAGCACCCAGGUAUUUCUUGGUUCUCUUGGAGUUGAGAUUUCUUUCUGGGGGCUGGACUUUAAGCGUCACGUUGCAGCAGUGAAGCGGGGCUCGUCUGUCAACUCUCCAUCCGGUGCGAGCGCGAGGAACACGCAUUUUACGCAAGGUCCGAGCUUCCUCCUCCCCGCACCAUGACGUCCCCGGAUCUCGCCGAGUCCUGGAGGAACUGUUUCGAGGAGGAGCUGAUCUGUCCCAUCUGCCUGCACGUUUUCUCGGAGCCCAUCCAGCUGCCGUGUAAACACAACUUCUGCCGCGGCUGCAUCAGCGAAGCCUGGGCCAAAGACUCCACCGUCGCCCGCUGCCCCGAGUGCAACCACGGCUACGCCCAGAAACCCACGCUCGAGAAGAACCACAAACUCUCCAACAUCGUGGAAAAGUACAACGCUCUGAGUGUGGAGAAGACGUCCACUCCGGUUUUACAGUGUAUCCUGUGCCGCCGCGGCCCGCCUCUGCCCGCCGUGAAGGUGUGCCUGCGCUGCAACGCCCCCUGCUGUCAGUCGCACGUACAGACGCACCUACAGCAGCCGUGCUCCGCCCUGGGGCAUCUGCUGGUGGAGGCGGGGGCGGUGAAGGCGUGGACCUGCCCCCAGCACGACGAGUACCGGCUGUACCACUGCGACGCCGAGCAGACCGCCGUGUGCCAGUACUGCUGCUUCGCCCGCUGCCACCCCACCCACGGGCACGCGGUCAGCGACGUGGAGCUGCGGCGCAACGACAUACGGCAAACUCUGCUCCGUCAGCAGGAGAAGGUGGAGGAGCGAGUGCAGGAGAUCGAGGAGCAGCUCUGCAAACUGGACUCAGACAAAUGUGUGGUGGAGGACCGCGUGUGUGAGCUGAAGGAGGAGGUGCGUCUGCAGUACCAGAGGAUGCACCAGCUCCUGGAGGAGGAUCUGGUCCGGACUCUGGAGGCCUUAGACCGGGCCCAGUCCAGGUUCUGUCAGGAGAACUCGGCUCAGGUCCUGGCUCUGGGAGAACAGAGACACGAGGCGCAGAAACUCAUCAGCUCCAUCAACACGGUGUUUGAGAAAUCUGAACAACUGAGCUUCAUGAAGAACACCAAACCAGUCAAGAUCCUCACAGACAGAUCUCAGGCGUGCGUCGGCUCCAGCCUCCCUCCGUACAAAGUGGGAAACCUCAACUCCAAACUGUUCCUGUCCGAGAUCUCCAAGCGAGAGAAGAGCCUCCGCAGAACACUGGAAACCCCCCUGACCCCUCCCUCGGCCUUCCUCCAGUCCGUCGCGGCGUUCCCGAGCGGCCACGGCUCCGGAUCGGCCGAAAAGCGCAAACACUCGUCCGCCUUCCCUGAAUCCUCCUCUGCAUCCUCCUCUUCCUCCAACAAAACCAGCUACAAAGACUCCUCCUCCUCCUCGGCGCCCAAGCAGCCGUAUUUGGGCACCUCCUCUUCCGGAGAGGGCCAAUCCACCAAUCAGCCGCAGCAGCCUCCCCUGGCCCCGCCCUGCAUCAACGACUCCGCCACCUCCUCGUCCAAUCACCACUCGGGAUCCGUGUUUAGCUCCUCCCACUUUCCGGGAAGCAGCAGCGGAGGAGGCGGGUCUUCGCACGCGUCCCAGCUGCCCCAGUACGGCGGCCGCAAGAUUCUAGUUUGCACCAUGGAUAACUGCUACUGCUCCGGUGUUCCUUCGGUCUCAGGGCACCGCGGGCACCCUCCGUACCCCAGGUCGGGCUCCUUUCCCUGGGUGAGCGCGCAGGAUUACCCCCCUCCCCCGCCGCCGCCCGGGCUGGCCUCCGGGGGGCCCACCAUGCAAGGACUGGCCGUACGCGACUGGAUCGACGCAUCUCAGACCCACAGACACGCCGACUUCUACGGCCUCUACGGACAACCCUCCACCAAACAUUACGUCACCAGUUAACAUCCAAACGGCGCCGCGCUGCAAAAAGUUCAUAUUUUUGAGCUAAAAUUACUUGAAUUCAGAAGAUUGUUAAUGAGAUUAUUUGUUUGAGUUUCGACAAAUUAGGUUUUCUCUUAAAAGUCCUAUAUUUUUCCGAAGUAUAAGUCGCUCCUGAGUAUAAGUCGCCCCUAUACUCCAGAAAAUACAGUACGCAAAAUCGACUCCAGCGAGCUUUAAGUCAUGUUCUAAUGCCGCUACCGCCUCAAAAACACACCCGGAGUUGUGUUUUGUUUCAUUCACACAUGUCCUUUUAUUAUUUGUCCACAUCUCCAAAGCUCAAAACGCUCUGUUCCACCUUGUGAUGUCAUCAAGUGGUAGUUUUUUAAGUUAACUGCUACAUUUUACCUUUAGUUCAGUAGUAGAGUGACAAUUCCAGGAGCUGAAAUCGAUCCAAAUGAUUCUAGUGAAGGUGUGUGGAGUUUAAAAACACAGUGGAGCACUUCCUGUAUAAAUCACCCGAUGACAUCACAAGGUGGAACAGAGUGUUUUCUGUUUGAGAGAAGAACUAAACACAACUCCAGGUCUGUUUGUGAUGAGAAAACAACAUUUAGAACACAAAACAGAGUAAUAUGGGCCCUUUAAAAAAAAAUAACAACAACAAAACAACAAAACUAGACGCUAAAAUUUAAAUUACAACCGUUUUUGUUUCCUGUGAGCGGGAAAAAAGAGACAUUUUUAGAUAAAUUCUGUAUUUUUGAACGAAAACGAAUUAGUUUAAACGAAGAUUACAAAUAUUUGGAUCCAGAACACGCACUUCUACAAUACUUUAUGAAGAUGUGCGUCUGGUCACUGCGUUCAGAUUUGUGCGGUGAUUGACAGGUGGAUCAGCCAAUCAGGGACAAGCAUUUUCUGUCGUAUUUCAUGUCGACAAAAAUAUCACAGGAAGCUGAAAAAAAUGGCGGAUUUCCGUUGAAUCCACGAACAAAGCGCUAAACUCUUGCUAAUCUGCGGAGAAAAUCAGAGAGAAAUGUAAUUUUGUUUGUAAAUAACAGGUGACCAAUGAGCUGCUUUUGCUCACACGUGUCACGGAAAUAAACAAAUCUGAUUGGACGAUCACGUUUAGCUCUGAAUCGAGGCGCGGCGGAGGGAGCGUGACCAGACUCAUGUCGCUUUGUGUAAAAAGUACACAGAGAUAUGAGUCAGGCAACAAAAACGUAACAAAAAAUACAAAUAAAAAAUUAGAAUAAUACAAGAGUUUUAAAAUUUGAUGUUUUUUACUAUG